Molecule: messenger RNA, 597 nt
Organism: Rhodotorula toruloides NP11
Lineage: Eukaryota; Fungi; Basidiomycota; Microbotryomycetes; Sporidiobolales; Sporidiobolaceae
Product: nucleus protein
Exons: 4
Coding region: 1-597 (198 amino acids)
Biological process (GO): chromatin remodeling
Cellular component (GO): Ino80 complex
Source: RefSeq, a predicted model, not a curated record
AUGCGAGUCGGGCUCGUUCUUGCUGGAGUAGACUCACAACUGACUCUGGAUCACCCACUAUGCAGGUCGUACCCGCUCACGGCGUCGACGUCGCAGCAGUCGUCCUCAUCUUCCCUAGCCGGUCAAUACACGGCCACCCAAUUCUCCUUCGCCUCGACUCCAAAACCCUUCAAGAACCCCCACUACACGCGUCACAGUGCGCCCGGCGGACCCGGUAAGCGAAACAAGACGCUCAAGCAGAUUUUGACGCUCGAGAGGGAGAGGGUGGAUGAGGAGGUGCGCAAGCGGAGGGAGCAGAGGGAGGAGCGCAGACGGCUACGGCAGGAGAGGGGAGAGACGGCGGCAGAGACGGAUGCGGAAGACGAGGAGCGAGAGGACGAGGUGGUCAGCUUCGUCUCAAUCGAAGCGACUCCGUCGCUGAUGCCGCAGAAGCGGUACUGCGACAUCACUGGUCUCGAGGCGAAAUACGUCGACCCACGCACCCUCCUGCGCUACCACUCCCCCUCGAUCUUCGAACUCAUCCGCUCGCCCUCGUUCCAGCCGGCAGUCGUACAAGCCUACCUCGCACUGCGCGGGAUGGGCGUCGUCUUGCGGUGA